UUCAACAACUUCAGCCACACAGGACAAUCAGAGAGCUGCACAGGACAUUAAGCAAGUUGGCUUGCCCGCCACUCCCGUCGGCGCUAGCCUGCACGUGCACAUGCAUGCAAAAGUAAGCGGCGCGUGCAACAGUCGAGGGGGAGGGCGAUGCGACGCAGACGCUGGUGAUGAAUGUGACGUCACUUUUUUUUGAAGUCGAAAAUCCAGCUCCGGGCGCCGUCUGAUCGUGGUGGUCAAGACAUUCAAUAGCAGCGGAUCCUGACUGCCCUUGGAUGCUGGUUCUUCUUGGACUGUGAACCAGUCUUGGUUGCUGACUCUUCUUGGCUCAUGGUUCGGUGCUGAACCUGCUGCAGCAGUAGAGACGCGCGCGCGCACGCGCGACGAGUUGUUUGAGUAGCGACGCGACGAAGUGGAAGAUAAAUCACUUGUUUUUGACCGGGUGUGAAACGGAAGGUUCUGGGAAAGGGGUGGACGAGGGAGAGAAGUUUCAACGCAGAGGCAGACAUGCGAUAGGGGGCGCUAGCGUGCGCACACGCACAGGGACACAAAGGAUUUGUGCCGCGCACGACGACCCUGGCAUAGCUGCAGCAGCAGCUGUACGGCGCGUGUCGCUGAAGUAGCGACAGGAGGAGCAAGCCGCGGAGCCUGCUCCCCCUCCCUUGCUUCCCCGAGGCAGGAGCGAGCGGACUGCAUCCAGCACGCGCCACCGUCACCAGCGCUAGACGCACCGCUGCCCUACAUACACCACCGCCAGCUUUCACCGCCUUUUCACCAACAGCCGUGAGAGCCAUCCAUCACAUGCCGGGCGGACUGGACUCUCGUGUGAGACCGUGACUCCCAUAGCAGUAGCAGCAGCGACAACACAAACAUGCAUUGGCGACAACAACAACAUCAGUGGAAGCAGAGCGCGACUUUGCCACUGCCGUGAGGGGGUGGACAUGCAGCGCUGGAAAUGACUCUUGACCCUGACUUACAUAAAGAAAAAAAAUCACUUGGCUAAAGCCACGAGUAGCCACAUAGUCUAUCGAUUAAGUAAUCGUGUUUGAUUUUCCACUCCAUCACUGCUCCAGAUCCUGUUAGAAAACGCACUUUUUACUGGAGAGAGGCGUAGUCGCAGACCCGGUCUACACUACCAGGGGAGACAAGCCGCAGGCAGACAAGGAAUGACGGACGGUCCGGUCGUUGUUAAAUCAAGAAGUCCAACGGACAGAAGGUCAGUGCAGGUCUUUGUUGACCAACAACCACAGUCUUGAGGAAAUUCUGCUGCAACGUCCCCGCUCCUUCCCUCCACCCAUCCCGGCGCGCACUCCGCCAGGGGAUUGAACCCUCGACCGUUGCUUCCUCCCAGUCCGUCAGCAGGAAGCGCGUCGUCGUAGUCGUGGCCGCUGCAGCCUUCGCCCCUGGGAUUAGCUUCCGGCAGACAUGGGUCGGUGCCGCUUUCGACCUUUGACCUACCGCAUCGGGGUGUUUCUCCUCUUGCCUGCCUUUCUGUUGGUGGCGGCGGGGUAUGGCCUACCCUAUUGGCUGCGCUUCAGCCGAGGCUGGACUCAGGGUCUGUGGCACAUCUGCUCGCCGGAUAAACCCAGUCCUUCUGGAUGCACCCUCCUCGAUAAUGUUGAUGUGUUCUUGAUGGUGGUGCGAGCGCUGGUGGGCGUGUGCCUGGGUCUGUACAUCAUGGCGUUCACGAUGGCGCUGCGGGAAAACUGUUGUGCACCCACCUUCUACACCUGCACGCUGGCCGGCCGCAAGACCGAGGUCUUCGCCUUUCUGGCUGAAAUCUUCGGUUUUGCCGGCAUCAUCGUGUACAGCAUCGACGAGUUCACAAUGAACGGCAACCUCAUUCGGCUGUCUUGGGCGCAUGCGCUGUGCGGCCUGGGGCUGUUCCUAUCUCUGAUUGGCUCCAUCAUGAUGGCGUGUUCACAGCAGUCGCUGCCAGCAGCCAAAGCAGCUGCAGGCCGCAUCAUCGCCAAGGCACCGGGCUACGAGAACCUGGGCCACAACCGCUCCGCCUCGCUGCAAAGCCGCACGACAAUCAAGACGCAGAUGUCGCCCUACCAGGGUCGGUCCGCGCCGGUCAUAUCCGGACCUUACCCGUCCGCAGCAGCCGCAGCCGCCGCCUCCGCGACCGUCAGCCCCAAGCCGCCGCGCGCCGCCGCCACGGUCACCGCGACCGGUGGGAGCCAGUCGGAAGCGGUUCACGGCGGCAGAACGUCGACCUCCAUGCACUCGCUGGAUGCUCCGGCCUCGCCCUCCAGACGACGGACGUCAGGGGCUGGACAGGAGCGGCAGUUUGCUGGUGUCCACAAUCAAGGCAAGCAUCCUCCACUGUUUGCUAACCAACACUUUCCAGAGUGAGCGACGCCUGCACAACAGCACCAGCCUGGAAGGGGCUUGGAGCGAGGAACGCCGCGUGUUGGACCCAGAAGGGGCGGAGCGAGCUUUGCGCAUCCGAGCCGAGCAGCAGUACCGCCUGGAGCAAAUGGCGCUGGCGCGGGCGGAGCAGCAGAGCUGGAAUGCUUCGGACGAGCGGGAGAGGUCGUGGGGCAGCAUUCGCACAGCAGUCUGCUGACCCAGCAGCACCAGGAGCGGCAGUUCCACUCCCACGUGCAGCUCCAGGCUUGUCAUCCAGCCUACCCUCCCCCUCCGCCCCCUUCUGCCGCUGUCCCACCCUACGCUCACCACCCGAACCCAGUGAACCACCACCUGGCAGCCGCUGUCCCACCCUACCCCCACAACCCUAACUCUGUGAGCCACCACCAUCAGGGAGCCGCUGUCCACCCUACGCCCAGCACCCUGACCAUCAGCUGUUCAACAACAUUACGUGGAAUAUCAGAGCUAUCCGACGAUGCAAGGGAGGCAAUCGCUGCCACAGAACGUCGCGUAUUCCUACACCGGUUAUCCUUCCUGUCUGGCCAGCCAAGGGACGCAAACCCGGCCUGAUUCCGGCAGUUUUCCCGACCCGCCCACGCCAGAGCAGUUACUAUCCCUGACGGGGAUGUACCCCGAAGACAGGGGAGUGGAAGGACCUGGGUACUCGUGCCCUACCCAGGCGUCGUGCAAGGAAUGGAGGGUCAGCAGGUGGAGGCGCUGCAGCCCAUGGUGGUGUACCGUGCGCCCUCGCAGCCUGGCAUGAGUCCAGUAAUGGAGACGGUGGUUAUCAAACCUCAGGACCCGUACCCCGCCGCCAACAACCCACGUCCGGUCACCCCGCACAGCUCGCCUCUCGCGCCCACCAGCCACCAGCGCCAGCACUACCACCAGCAGCAGCUGCAGCAUCACCACCAGCAGCAGCUCUUGCACCACCACAUCAACAACAACACCAGACGUUUCCUCGCCAGAGCCAGGCACAGCUGUUACAUGAGCAGCCCUACUCCACCUUUGGGCGAUGAGGUCACGUGUGAAGAAAAAGUACGCAUAGACUGAUGACGUAGUGCGCAAAUAAUGAUUUGUGCGCAAAAUAAUGACUUCGCUAAGACUGAAACACAGAAAUGUUGAUGUGCGAAAACAUGAAACUUUGAAGAACGAGAAAUGAUCGCUGUAUGAUCGUCACCUUUGCGUGAAUAAUUAGUCUAUGCCACCAGCAACAGCUGAUUGACACGUCAGCUACUGUACUCGCAAGACAGUGACACGCAUGCCAAAAAGCAUUUGGUAGUCAGAGCAUGUUGGAAAUAAAACUUCAUGGUUCGAUGGACUCUUUGGUCGAUGACUUGAUAUGAAACCAGACUGCUCGUGAACCUUUAACAUCCGCUUGUAACAGUUCGUCAACACUGCUGACUAACACAAUCAUGAUUGUGAGCACCGUUCACUGACUGGUUUAGUCUUGGUGCUUGAGCGAUUGCCACGUGCCAAAGAAAUAUUUGCAAAGCUUUUCUGAGGGCGUAGUCGACAUCCUAGCUUGUGCUGCUUCAUCUUCAUGUGAUCCAUGAGCCUGGAAACAUUCCUUCUGGCUCCUAGUUUAUUGUGGAGAGAAAAAAAACUCUUAGCUCCACUGACAUUUCGCCAAAGCGUUUACAGGUGCGUGCGUGAAUACGCCAAGAUGUUCGCCUUGAUUUCUCAAGUUUGGUGACUCAAUGACCCCUGACUGACUGACUGACGGUUGAGUGUCACUGCGUUUGUUAUUUAAGACAUCGUCAUACACUGUGUAGCAUUCGUGUCUAGAUCUCAUCAGGUUGAUGCCAAAGUUCCAAACAGAGGCUCUCUCUUCUCUCUCUCUCUAUGUCCAUCGUUUCCACAAUCGCUGUAAAUCCGCUUGUAUGGCUGUACCACCCGCACAUGUUUAUUUAGAUAGGUUUUCUGCAGUCUUGUGUCAUGGACGCCAUUCUCCUUUCUUUUGCGUGUAGCUUAAAGAAUAGUAAGGGUACAAUUUUUCUGAUGAUUGCUAGAAGCUUAGUGCAAGAUACUAUUUCAACAAAUUUGGAUGAUUGCACCCUUCCGUUCUCGAGAUACACGCCCACAAACAGACGUCAGGAUUGUACGUGGAUGCGUCUGCGUUAUCAUGGCUUCAGCCAAAUGGAGAGUUGGAAAAUAUGUUAAUUAGACGAGUGGGAUGAGAUAUAGAGAGGGAGAGCGAGUUUAGUUUUUCAUUCACAUCCAGAAGAACCACAAGGAUGAAGUGUGCGUCUUCUGUGCUGUAUUACCUGUAAACUCCACGUAGUCUCGUGAUACAAGGUAGCCUUCAUAGACGAGACUAAAAAGAAAUUUGUCAAGUAAAAAGAUAAUUUUGAACUAACAGGUCGUCAGUCAGGCCUACAAGAUGAUGCAUGUGUUUCCUUCAGAUUCAGUAUUUUUCUUUGUUAAUAAUAAAAGGUUUUCUGGCUCAAGCGUUAGCAUCGGUUUUCCUCCCUCUUCCAUAAAUCAUUUCGCAAACACCAGACAGGUUGUCUUUCCUGACGUCACACUUCAGUGACUGUUACGACUAGGAAGGCAAGAGAAUGAACAACACUUUUUCUGCAAAACCGGGAAAAAAUGUAUUCCAUGGUCUACCGAUAUUAGAAUUACCCGAAGUGGUUCACACCAAUCCAUACCAGACAACUCGCGGACUGUUUUAUUUCCACUCACUUGGAUUGUUUCCCUUUAGUCUUAGCACCGUCGGACUAGUGGACAGAAAGAAGAGUUAUCUCCCGUGAGAGUUAACAUUGUUAUAUUAGGCAGCUUUUUAUUCCUCCUUUCUUCAGUCCUUCUUUUGUGCCUUCUGUACCUUAAGAUCAGAACGCAGUCGAUCAGCUGGACUCUUCUCUCGCGCUGCAGGUGUUUGGUGAGAGUAUUGCGAGUGGUCUCCCUUCUCCACAACUGCGUGUGCAUCUUUUUCAGUGACAAAUUAAAAAACAAGCUUUAAUUAAUUCUAGAUAACAGUCUUUUAACAGAUGUGAUCCAGCGUGAAAAAAUAAUGACUUACCAAAAAAACGCCCU
Messenger RNA from Pomacea canaliculata, 5409 nucleotides. RefSeq lists its product as uncharacterized. NCBI's taxonomy places the organism in Eukaryota, Metazoa, Mollusca, Gastropoda, Architaenioglossa, Ampullariidae. The record is from RefSeq and is a predicted model, not a curated record. Bases 1423 to 2355 code for a protein of 310 amino acids. The transcript is spliced from 3 exons.